Messenger RNA from Cololabis saira (Pacific saury), 1278 nucleotides. RefSeq names its product C2 calcium-dependent domain-containing protein 4C. The transcript has a single exon. NCBI's taxonomy places the organism in Eukaryota, Metazoa, Chordata, Actinopteri, Beloniformes, Belonidae. The record is from RefSeq and is a predicted model, not a curated record. The coding region runs from base 1 to 1278 and encodes 425 amino acids.
AUGUGGGUCUUUGGGAAGAUUAGAGACAGUGUGGAGAAUAUUCCUCUUGAACUAAAUCGUUACAUGGGAAAGAACGAAGCAGUUAUCUCUCCACCCUCUACGACCAGCAUCUCUCAUAAUCUGCACAGCAACAUCAUUACUCCAGAUAACAUCCCAGAGUUCUGCCUGCCGCCACAGCUUUGUAAGAGAAGUCCACUCCCAGAGGCUGAAAAGACCCCAGCGAGUCUGCACUUUCAGAAUCCAAUACAAAACAAAGGCCCUUCUUCAAACAUUGCACAAACGAAGAUAAGGGAUGUGAAGAAGAAGAAGAAAAAGCAGGAUAAUGCUUUAGAGCCUUGGAAGACCGCAAAGAAACAUUUGCCUUUCACUGCAGAAGUUUAUGGCCUGUCUGGGAUAUAUGAGAGCCCCAAUACCCGAAGGAAAGAAUCUUUGUUCCACUCAAAAUCGUCUGUUUACUUGUUUGAAAGAAGCGUUCCUUCUGCAGCGCCCAGCCUGAGAAAGGAGACGAAUCCAUCCAAGAAAAUUUUAUCUGGGUUUCUCCCUCUGUUUUCAUGUAAAAGCCUGUCUGAAGCAGGAAGCAUGGAAGGUGAAACACCUUCCUCCAGUGAUUCCUCUCCCCUCUGUUCCCCUUACACUGCCAAGUCCUCAAACUUUAUCCCAACAAGAACUGGCUGUCUCAAGGAAACAGUAUCCUGUCCUUCACUGAUUGACACAAAAGGGAAGAGAGGGAGGAGGGAGAAGGUCGGUUUAAGUUUAAAAACUUUUCCCUGUACCCCCCCGAGCUUUGAAAAGAAGUCACACACCUUAUCCCCCCCUAUUCUCUAUCCACUGGAUGUUCUGCAGUGCCAGGAGAGACUCCAGCGUGAACACGUCCUUCCUUUGCAGGGCCGCGGCAAAGUCCGUCUCUCUGCUGAGCACACUGCGUUCUCCAACAGCCCUUCCUCGACCCUUUCCACAAUCAGGGUGCGUGUGGUGUCUGUGGAAGGACUGUGGGAUCACACUGAUCAUCUCAGCCUGAACUGUGCAGUAAAUUUGUGUCUGACACCGGGUAAGCAGCAGCAGCAGGAGAGCGCCACCAUCAGGAAUUGCCGCAACCCCGUGUUCAAUGAAGACUUCUUCUUCACAGAGCUGAGUCACGAGGAUCUGCUGGAACUGCACCUCCGGUUGAAAGUGUUGGAUAAACCUGCAGCCGGAACGCUGUGGAGAGGGACAGUGAUUGGUGUGGUUAACAAGCCACUUUCUCAGUUACUCCCUGUUAACAAAUGGGUGGAAGAGUAG